Messenger RNA from Oryzias melastigma (Indian medaka), 4001 nucleotides. RefSeq names its product antigen WC1.1. The record is from RefSeq and is a predicted model, not a curated record. Lineage: Eukaryota; Metazoa; Chordata; Actinopteri; Beloniformes; Adrianichthyidae. The transcript is spliced from 18 exons. Bases 372 to 4001 code for a protein of 1209 amino acids. Gene Ontology annotation, cellular component: membrane.
AAAGUUUUUAUCUUAACGUUCUGACUUGCUGUUUCUUCGGAAAGUCUGAAACCACAAAGUUUGUAAUCUCCACAGUUUAUGUUCAGGCAACAGUGUUGAGAAAUGCCAGCUCAAACAUCAUCUAACUUUGUGAGUUUUUAAGCACUGAGACCAGAAGUAUGUCUGUACAAUAAAGACAUGGAAAAAAACCUCUUGUAUCUUGAUGUAAAGAAAAUAGAGGUUUUUGUUUUAGAAUGUAUACAAAAUUUGCAAGAAAAUUUAAAUUUCGAAAUAGUCAGUUUACUGUUGGAGUCACAGCGGUUGUGGGUGGAUCGUCUCAGUUAUAAAUGACCGUUAAUCAGUAAUCUGUCAGAGUCUGGAAGUGAGCUGAGAUGAAGAUGUGGUUCCUCCUCCUGCUCAUCUACUCCUCCACUAACACAGAGCCUGUACAAACUCAGUCUAAAGGUAAAGUUGUUCUGCGUGGUGGAGAAAACCCCUGUGAGGGUCAUGUAGAAAUCUACUACAACAACAUAACGGGGUAUGUUGGAGAUAAACACUGGAACAGCAGCACCGAGGAGGUGGUCUGCAGAACCACUCAGUGUGGGGUACCGGUGCCUGGUGCCACCAAAAAUGUCCCGAGGCUGGAGAGCAGAACGGUGUGGCUGAACGAACUGCAGUGCAGCGGAGACGAGAACGAUCUGUGGGACUGUGGAGGCUAUCCGGCUCCAGGCGUCAGCUUCUACCAAAAGCCCACGGUGAAGAUGAUCAAAUGUACAGAUCAAAUUGAGAUAAGUCUAGAACCACAACAAUGUCAUGGAGUAGCAAAGUACUCUGUGACUGGGAAUACUUCCUCUUCGGGAUACUUCUGCAAGGACAACUGGGGAUCACAAGACGUCAAGACUGCAGAACUGCUGUGCAAAAAUCUUGGAUGUGGAGGUUUUAAAGAGAUUCCAAGACCGCAGUGGGUUAUCGGGAACGAUUAUGAAGGAUCGGAGAAGAUGGCGGUGGAUUGUUCAGGCAUUGAUUCGGUGACCAGCCUGUGGCAGUGUAUCAGGAGAACCCAACAGUGCAAAGACCCUGUUGUUGUCACAUGUGAAGGACACGAGAGGCUGCAGCUUCAAGGAAGUCCUUUAAACGUCUGUUCAGGGGAGCUGCAGGAGAGGAAAACUGAGUGGAAACCAGUGAAAAAGAACAUCACAAAUGCUGAUAAUUUAUGCAAAAAGCUGAACUGUGGCGGCGUCACAAACUACACUGUUGAUCAAAACCUACACCUGACAUGCACAGAUACGGUUAAAGUAGUUUUGAUGAAUAACAGAGAAAGCAAAUGUUUUGGUCAGGUUUAUGUAAAUGUGAACGGUUCAAACAAAGCCGUGUGCGGCAAUGGCUGGACUGAUAAGAAUUCACAAAUGAUCUGCAAGGAACUGAACUGUGGAAAGUCAAUUCAACUGUCAAUCAAAGAUGCUGCCACAUCAGGGGUCAUGGAUUACGUGGAAUGUUUGGGUGACGAGUCUUCCUUAUGGCACUGCAAGGCCCGGCGAGGUCAGCAGCUGACCUGUCAGAAUACGCCCCACAUCAUCUGUUCAGGAAGUGUUAAGUUUAGACUGGCGGACGGUCCAGGAAAAUGUGCUGGUAGGCUGGAGGUCCAGCAUGGAGACGAGUGGAAAAGGGUCGCUAAAAGCGGAUGGGAUGAAGAAAAUUCAGACAACAUCUGUCAACGCCUCAACUGUGGGGAGACAACUGCAGAUAAUCAUCCUGAAAAGUUCUUCCAGGGUUCUGGAAACUUUGUGUCCGUAAAGUGUGACCAAAACCAGCCUGACAUUUCUGAAUGUGUGAAAUCUGAGCAAAACACAAGAAAUGAAGAAGCUGUAGGAAUAACCUGCAAGAAUCAUGAAGUGGUUUUUCUAGAUGGAUCUGAACCCUGUUCUGGAGGGGUGGGAAUCAGACAAAACAACAACACCUUCUGGCUCUCCGGGUCCAAUGAGACCUGGAACUCUGAGGCUGCACAGACGGUGUGUAAGCAAAUGCACUGUGGCGGCCUCAUCAAGUUCUACUCCAGACCUUCUGCUGAGGACAUGACUGAUAUGACCUUCAGAGCUUACCGCUGCUCUAGAAACCAAGCGUCUCUCCUUGACUGUGACAAAGUGGAACUUCCUGACCACAAUGAGGCCAUUGCUCAGGUGGAAUGCUCAGGAACAAUCAACAUGAGCCUGAGUAAUGGCUGCUGGGGGAAAGUCCGCAUUCUAGCAGAAGGAAAGUCUGAAGGUGUUUGUGCAGACUCCUGGACUGAGGAAAUGUCUAGAGCUCUGUGUCAAGACCAGGGCUGUGGGGAUACUAUCCUAAAAGUUCGCAAACCUCCUUCAAGUGAACAAGUUUUGUUCAAAAGUCUCCACACGCUCGGUAACAAUUUUACCCUGAGGGAAAGCACCUUUGUUAAAACGGGGACCAGAGAAUGGUGUGUUCCAGCCUACGUCGUCUGUGCAGGCAGUACAAAAUACAGAUUCCGUCCUUCCCGGGAUCAUUGUUCAGGAAUUGUUCAGGCAUUCUAUGAAGGUGACUGGCUCCCCCUGAGCAAGGAUGUUGCCAUAGACAAAUCUAAGGUCUGUAAGGCGUUGGAAUGCGUAGCAGUUAAACGUAGUGGAACAUACUUUGGACCCCAACAUGACGGUGAAGCCAUAACAAGUGUGAAGUGUUCUUCCAGUAAUUCAGAAGAUUCCUUGGGAAAUUGUGAGAUAUCAGCUGGAAGAGAGAAGAAUCUUCUAGACCUGCAAUGUACAGACUGGAGGGAGAUGGUUCUGGAAGAUCAUGGCUGUAAAGGAGAAGUGGCUGUUUACUCUGAAGCAGGAAGGAUGUUUGUUUCCAGUGAAGGAUGGACGGACAAGGAGGGGCAACGACUCUGUGAGGAUCUGCAGUGUGGCUCAUUUAAGAGUAAAAGAGAAGUCUUAGGUUCUGAUUCUUUCUGGAACAAAACCUUUAAAUGUCCAAUUGAUGGAAAAACUGAAAGUAUCUGGAACUGUGAAACACAAACUCCUCCCUCACUCCAGAAGAAGAAGCUCUUCAUUGAAUGUCAAGAUCGCUCUAAGGUCAACCUGUCAGAUGGAUGUUCUGGACAACUAACAAUAGACUCUUCUCCAGUGUGCAACAAAAACUGGGACAUCAACUAUUCAAACAGGGUCUGUCAAGAACUGAACUGUGGUAAUGCAUUUGAUUCUGAUUCAAAAUCUACAAAGGAUGGACUUCAUGUCAGCUGUGACCAACAUCACCACAUCCUGGGUCAGUGCCGCAGGACACAGGGAACGUGUUCAAGCUCCGUGUCCAUUUUCUGUUACAAAAAUAUAACGUUUCAUACAAGAGAAAAGUGUGGAGGCUCGCUUCAGGUAAAUUCUGGAAAACAAUGGGAAAAUGGAGUCAGUUAUGAAGUGGAGGACGUGCCUGAGAAUUACGAUGACGUUGAAGACAUCUCUGCUAAUGUGCAGACCACAGCUGACGUCCACAAUCAGCUUCAGGCCACAUCUAAGAGCACCACAGUGCCACCUGAAGGCCAACAGAGAGAUGAAGAUUACCUUGAGCCGAAUCAGGAUGGGUCUAAAGGAAAGCUGGCGCCUAGGUCGGGGUCUGAGCCAUUUGUGAUCGUGAAACAACUGGGGGAGGAUCACCCCACCUACCUCGUUCACCCUGAAGAGCAGGUAGCUGUACCAGCAGCAGCUCCAGAGCAGGACUACCCUCCAGAAAGGGAAGAUGCCUCAGAGCCUGAAUUGAGGCGCUCCCAUCGCUCCAAUCUGGCUGUGCUCAGUCACACCUGGCGAACACUUAAGUCAGAGCAGGGGACUCAACGGGAGGCCCACGGAAGCGCAGAGUGGAAGGACGCAGAGAGCUCGCACUCCCAGACUGGACGCAGGAACCAGGGACCAAAUCCGCCCUGCGACAGAGAGGGCACGGCUGGAGAGGCGCGGGAGCCACCUGUAGUUCGUGUCCGAAGAGGAAGCACGGGACAAGUGGCGCGACGCCGAGCCGCGGAGCUGUGA